AUGGCUAUUCAGGAGCAAGACGAAACCCGGAGUUCCAGAACACAUUCUUCAGCCAACGAAUCGACUGCUCAAACAGACCGAUCCUAUUCAUCGCGCACAGUCUCAGGCGGCUUGGUAUGCCAACACGCCCUGGUCCUCAGCACCUCCAUAGACGGACUAUGGGAGAUAUCAUCAAGCGCCAUUGGGAUAAUCUUCAUGGGCACGCCGCAAUACGGGUCUUCGCUCGCUUCCUACCGAGAGAAACUCGCAAAAGGCAUGAAAAUAGUCCAUACCGCGAACAAGGAUAUGGUCGGGGCUCUUCAUCCGGAUUCAAACAAUGUGCAACUAGUUGGAAACGAGUUCCAGCCUAUGCUCCGUCGCGGUGACCUCGCCCUUAAGGUCUUCUGUUUAUAUGAAGCGAAGAAUAUGAAUGGUAUAGUGGGCAAGAUCGUUGAAGAGAACUCGGCUGUUCUGCGAGGCUAUGAGAAUUGUAGUAUCGAUGCUGAUCAUUACAACAUGACGAAGUUUAGUGGUCAUGCAGAUGGUGGUUAUGGGCUUGUUCGGUCGAUCAUUACGGGGUGGUUGUAUGAGUCUCGGGAUUGUGAUGCUGCGAACAAGACUGCCAUGUCCGCUUUCUCUCUCUGGAAAUCCUGCUUGGUUGGGGUCUUGGACUCCGGGGAGUUUUUGCUUCAAUGGGACUACAAAUUCGCAAGCUUUUGCUUACACGCAUGGCGAGAACUUUGCCUUCGACUGACGGGGUAUCUGCACGAAAUAUGA
This is a messenger RNA of Penicillium mononematosum, 756 nucleotides long. RefSeq lists its product as uncharacterized. The transcript has 2 exons. Lineage: Eukaryota; Fungi; Ascomycota; Eurotiomycetes; Eurotiales; Aspergillaceae. Bases 1 to 756 code for a protein of 251 amino acids. The record is from RefSeq and is a predicted model, not a curated record.